AUGGGCGAUAAUAAGAUCGCUUCCAUUUGCAGUGCCCAUUGGGGGUUUUGUUCAACCGUGUCUUUCUUUUCCUUUUUAUCCUUUUUUUCUAUUCGCAGACUUGAAACUGGCCUUGCUAAGAGGUUGCGGUCGAUUCAGGCGUUCCAGCGUCUCGUGGUCUUUCGUAAGUCUGGAUGUGUCGUUGUGGCUUCGCAGGGGUCUUUUUCUUUGGAUGUUGGUUGGGCGUGCAUGUUCCUUUCAUGGAUGAUUCCCCCUGAGCUGGGCGGUGAGCCUCUACAGCUUUAUUUUUCUGUUCCUAUGAUUUACUUAACAUUCGAAAUGAAAUAG
Molecule: messenger RNA, 327 nt
Organism: Monascus purpureus
Lineage: Eukaryota; Fungi; Ascomycota; Eurotiomycetes; Eurotiales; Aspergillaceae
Source: the annotation of a GenBank genome assembly